Paramecium sonneborni is the source of this 853-nucleotide messenger RNA. The record is from the annotation of a GenBank genome assembly. NCBI's taxonomy places the organism in Eukaryota, Ciliophora, Oligohymenophorea, Peniculida, Parameciidae.
UUAUUAUGUUAUUUGAAAGUUCAAUUCGAACUGGAGAUCCACGACUUUCUACAAGAAAUAAAUAAGCAUAAACUACAGAAGUGGUAAAUGCUUAUGAUUAAUCAUUUAAUGGUAGAGUGAUAUAUGCAAGAAACUUAUUUUCGAAAUUGUUCUUGUAAAUGAUAAUCAUUUGUAAGUGUUUCAAAUAAUAUGUUAAUAUAGGUGUUUAUGUAUGGAUAGUACAUUCUAUACCAGCUUUAGAUAAUUUUUUAGAACAAUAGAAAUGGAUCUUUUGGUUAAGUUUUGGGAUAUGUAUAGGAAUAGCUACCUUAGCCUUAAUUUAUCGUAAUCAGAUAACUGUUGCUCCAAUUAAUUGGCUAAUUUUUAUUAUAUUCACUUUGUCAUUUGCUUCUGUUUGUGGUUGUUUUGUUGCUUUUGGAAAUUCUCAAAUUGGAUUGUUACUCUUUGUUAAUUUUGCAAGUAAGUUAAAUAUUUUAUGAUAAGGUUUAAUAUUCUUUUUAUUUUUAUACUCAUCAACAGUCAGAAGAAAGAUAACUUAUUCUGGAGCUGUAUUAUUUGUAUCAGCUAGUAUAUUAAUAGUAUUUGAACUAUUUACAAUAUACACUAAAAUUUCAUUAUUUUGGAUUAUGCUUAUAUCAUUAUCAUCUUUUUUAUUUGCAUUUUUAUUGCUUUAUGAUACUUAUACUAAUUUAAAGUAAGUUUUGUCAAUUUAAACUAUAGUUGUGGUGAUUCAUAUGAUAUCAAUAGGGCUGAUGAUGUAAGUGGAAGUGUGACUAUUUAUUGGGACAUUAUCCUAUUAGUUUUAAAGAUGGCAGAACUUAUUAAAGACAAUCUAUCAAAUAGAAAGAAUUGA